AUGAGCUAUAUCGAUAAAGUACUUAAAAGAUAUGGCAUGCAAGAUUGUAAAUUAGGAAAUACCCCGGUCGCUAAGGGAGACAAAUUUAAUCUUCAACAAUGCCCUAAAGGAAAUUUGGAAAUUCAAGAAAUGCAUAAGAUUCCAUAUGCUUUGGCAGUUGGAAGUCUAAUGUAUACUCAAGUUUAUACGCGUCCAGAUAUUGCGUACAUAGUUGGCGUAUUAGGAAGAUAUUUAAGCAACCCAGGUUUGGAUCACUGGGAGGCAACUCAAAGGGUUAUGAGAUAUCUAAAGAGAACUAGAAGUUACAUGAUCACAUAUCGGAGGUCGGAUAAUCUUGAGAUCAUUGGGUAUUCUGACUCUGAUUUUGCAGGAUGCCAAGAUAGUUUAAGAUCCACUUCGGACUAUGCAUUCUUGUUGGCUGGUGGAGCGAUCUCUUAG
Messenger RNA from Impatiens glandulifera, 438 nucleotides. Its product is annotated as secreted RxLR effector protein 161-like. The coding region runs from base 1 to 438 and encodes 145 amino acids. The record is from RefSeq and is a predicted model, not a curated record. NCBI's taxonomy places the organism in Eukaryota, Viridiplantae, Streptophyta, Magnoliopsida, Ericales, Balsaminaceae. The transcript has a single exon.